Messenger RNA from Pelagomonas calceolata, 1341 nucleotides. The record is from the annotation of a GenBank genome assembly. Lineage: Eukaryota; Pelagophyceae; Pelagomonadales; Pelagomonadaceae.
AGGAUGGGCACCACAUAUUCUCUGCCAGAAGAGGUCCUCACCACGAAGGUGGCACAGUACAGCUUCCGGAUAAGCAAGGAAUUAUACGCCUUGCGCGCGACCUCCAAAAGCGGGCUCGCAUUGGCGCAGCGCGGGCUCUCGUCGUCGUGCUCGUUCCUGUGCCGGCAUGUUCACUUUCGCGGCGAAGCGGAUCCGCGACGCGACGAGGCCGUGGGGCGCGUGUUCGGCGCCGGUUGCAUUCGUCUCUCCGCCCAUGUUCGUUCCCCGGAAAGGAUCGCGGCGCUCGACGCGUUCGUCCGGAGAACGAAUGGUGGUUUGUUCUCGCUCAAUUUAUGGACCUGCGACGUUACGGCGGAGGCACUACUGAGGAUGUGCCAGGCAUCGCCAAAAUUAACCAAGUUACGAGGUCCAUCGAGUGUUGCUAUCCCUGAUAGUACCGUGAUUUCCAUCAGUGCGGCCUGUCCCGAUUUGAAUGAGGUAAGCUUCUCGCACAUUGGGCACAGUCCCGCAGAAACUUACGAGCACCAUUUCCCCCGGCUUAAUCACGUCAAUUUAUUAUUCGACGGCGGCAGCCGACCCUACAGGCCGACGCUCAUCGAUGCCAUAAGAAAAACGGCGCUCACUUGCCGCCACGCGAGGUACCUGGAAUUAGAUGGCUGCCAUGUCACCGCUGACGUUAUCGAGGCCAUCGUCGGCACGCCCCUCGGCGAUAGCCUCCAGCACUUUGGCGAGAUCGAUGACGACACUGUGCUCGAACCCGAUGCAAUUCUUGCCGCGGCCCGCGGCUUUCCGGAGUUUUGCUCGCUCAAAAUACCCCAGGGUUCUUCGAUGCCGGGGCCAGGAUUUUAUAUUGAUCUCUCGCGCACGACUGCGCGGAUCACGUGCCUCCAUCUCGAAGACGAAACGACGACGGACGCAUGUAUUGCUGCGGCCUGCUCUCACUUACGCCUGGAGUGGUUGGAGCUCGAGUAUCUCGGCCUCUUGACCUCGGGUAUUGUCGACGCAAUAACUCGGAGCCAGUCCGCAGCGACGCUCUCUAGUAUCACAAUUGAGUACUCCGCCUCGGAUCCCCCGGAACCAGGAAGUCCACUCAGCGCCGCUGACGUGCUCCGCCUCCUCCAGGGCUGCCCGAAUCUUAGGGGUCUGGGCUGGUCUCUGCGCGAGUACGAUAGCGACCGCGCCGGACUAGAUCGUGUACUGUGUCAAGGCAUCGUCGAUCUCUUGAAGGACCGCGGCGCGACGGUCGAAGCCUGCGAUUUUGAUGAAUUGCAACUUGGUUUUGGUAUGGUUGACGAUGGUCGUAUUAUUCACUCUUGGUAUUACAAUGGUAAAGAGAGUUAG